GAUCGUUUUGCUGACAUCAUCUUACACCAAAAUACGCAUGCUCAUCGUAUUGUAACGUCGUUGCGUUUCAUUCCUUCCUAGGUUUUCCUUAGCAACGAAGAGCGUAUAUGAAGAUAUCAACAUGAAGUCAUUUUUUUCUUCUUUUUCCCUUUCUAUCUCCAAUCCAUCAAUGGAUGUAGCUGUGUUCGAAAAGGUGAAGACAUUAACGCUCCUCAAUGGAUUGAUUUCACCAAUCAUGAUCCUCCUGUUUGUCGUUGAAAUUGGGCAUUCACAAACGUCGUUGAAUUUUAGGGUUUUCUAUCCACCAUUUUCCUGCACCACUUCUUCCAUCGAUUUGUAGAACACCUUUUCUCUCUGUCCAUCCACAAUCAUAUUUUAGUUAAUUUUCUAAUCCGCUAUGGGCCUGCAAAUACACACCGCUUUUCUGCUUUGUUCUCUAUCUCGACAACGAUCGGUCUUUCAAGGAGGCAUCACCAUCAAUCGGGAUCGGAAUCGGCUUUGUUGCCGGAAUUUGAUCACCCCUGUCUUAUAUUAUCAGCCAGAGAAAACCCAUACGGACGUCCUCUCUGAUGCUAGACCAACCUGCUACAAGAAAGAAUCGAAGAUGAAAGCCACAUUACUGAAAAAAAUCAUCGUCCUCUUCAACAUUCAUGUAUUAUAGAGGUUCUCUGAAG
Molecule: messenger RNA, 674 nt
Organism: Lactuca virosa
Lineage: Eukaryota; Viridiplantae; Streptophyta; Magnoliopsida; Asterales; Asteraceae
Source: the annotation of a GenBank genome assembly